This is a messenger RNA of Nicotiana attenuata, 1587 nucleotides long. RefSeq names its product serine carboxypeptidase-like 18. The record is from RefSeq and is a predicted model, not a curated record. The coding region runs from base 123 to 1331 and encodes 402 amino acids. Lineage: Eukaryota; Viridiplantae; Streptophyta; Magnoliopsida; Solanales; Solanaceae. Gene Ontology annotation, biological process: secondary metabolic process; proteolysis. Gene Ontology annotation, molecular function: serine-type carboxypeptidase activity; acyltransferase activity, transferring groups other than amino-acyl groups. The transcript is spliced from 12 exons.
AUAUUUUUUCCGACAUCUGCCACUCAGCACCGUUCGUUUUUCAUAACUUUCCCAAAUUAAAAAACGCAUUGUUUAAUUUCCUUAAUUUCUGAAUUCGUAGCUAUCUCCAAUUGUCAUCUCCAAUGCUAUCGCUGCUGGGUGUCAUUGUUUUUCCACUGCUGUUACUUCUUCCUUAUGUAGUCUUGUCUCACUUCAUUGUUGAAACUCUACCAGGCUUCAAUGGAAAACUUCCUUUCAAACUCGAAACUGGUUAUGUAGGUGUUGGAGAAGAGGAAAAAGUGCAGCUAUAUUACUACUUCGUUGAGUCAGAAAGAGACCCAGAAAAUGACCCUCUCAUGCUUUGGCUCACCGGAGGUCCUGGUUGCUCCGGCCUCUCUUCCUUUGUCUAUGAGAUCGGCCCUUUAAUGUUUGAUUAUGCAAAUUCUAGUGGAGAUUUCCCGAAAUUGGAGUUGAACUCAAAUUCUUGGACCAAGGUGGCAAACAUAAUAUUUAUAGAUCAACCUGCUGGCUCAGGAUACUCCUAUGCAAGGACUUCGGAAGCUUACAACUGCAACGAUACUCUGGCUGUAACUCUAACUUAUGAGUUCCUUAGAAAGUGGCUUAUGGAUCAUCCCGAGUAUCUCAAGAAUCCACUAUAUGUUGGUGGUGAUUCCUACUCAGGCAUUUUUGUCGCACUGCUUACUCGCAGAAUAUACAAUGGUAUUGAAGUUGGUGAGAAGCCUCGGGUGAAUAUCAAAGGAUAUAUACAAGGCAACGCUCUAACAGAUCAUUACAUCGACUUUAAUGGUAGAGUCAUAUAUGCUCAUCGUAUGGGACUUAUUUCAGAUAAAAUCUAUCAGUCCACUAAAGCAAAUUGUAAUGGAAACUACGCGGAGGUCGACCCGAAUAAUGUAGCAUGUCUAAAUGAUCUUCAGAGAGUAGAUAGGUGUCUCAAGAACAUACGCCGGGCACAUAUUUUAGAACCUUGGUGUGACCUGCCAUUUUUAACGAGCAUUCUCCAAGAAAAUCCUACAAAUGCCCCGUCGCUGUUCCCAAUUGAAGGACCAUGGUGUCGAGAAAAAAAUUACAUAUACUCUUACGUUUGGGCAAACGAUAAAGCUGUCCAGAAAGCACUAAAAGUUCGUGAGGUAUGCAAUUACGCUUUCUUAUUCCCACUCUCCUUAUCCAAUCCCCCCNAACAUUGUUUAUGUAGAUACAAGGUGAAGUAUUCACAAAAUGAUUAUGAGCUGACAUAUGCAACUGUUAAGGGCGGGGGUCAUACAGCUCCAGAAUACAAGCCGGAACAAUGCCUAGCCAUGGUUGAUAGGUGGUUUUCCGGUUUCCCUCUAUAGUUUCACCGUUGCAAAAUAUUAAUGUAUUCAUUUGUUUCUCUUGACAUAAGUUGCAUCUUUGAAAUAGCAACGGUGCAACACCACCCUUUAUUAUGCUUAUGUUAUGUCUCUAAACAUCCAUACGUGUUUGUCCUGACAAAGUUAUAAGAAUGUACAACUUCCUAUGGACGAUGACCCGGUACAUUUGACAACAUCUUGCUAUGGGCACGCAAUGUCCUUGUAUAAACGUAAAGUUGUACCCAUUAGCCAUUUUCCA